Molecule: messenger RNA, 1245 nt
Organism: Macrosiphum euphorbiae (potato aphid)
Lineage: Eukaryota; Metazoa; Arthropoda; Insecta; Hemiptera; Aphididae
Source: the annotation of a GenBank genome assembly
AUGGAUGACAAUGAAAUGAAUAUUGCAACUUUUGUUGACUUUUUUGAUUUUGAAUUGCCUGGAAAUGUAUUCAAUAGUGCCAUUGCAUUAGGAGAUGUGGACAAUGACAAUGAAAUAGAACUGGUUAUUGGUAGUGUGGAAGGUGAUUUGUUCAUCUUUAAAGGUCAUCGGCUGAUCCAGAAAAUAUCUGGAUUAGGCAUAAUCACUGCAAUAGCUAUUGGAGACUUAAUGAACUGUGGCAGUAACGCUUUAAUCGUUAUAUCUGGUGAUGGCUGGUGUCAUAUUUAUUUAUGUUUAAAAUUUAGUAAAUUGGAUCCAUCUGAUGAAUGUGUUAUGAAACUUGAACCUGUACAUGAUCAGCGAAUCCCAGCCAACACUAAAGUGAUUUUACUAGGUGAUAUAGAUUCCGAUGGGAUGUUAGAACUAAUUGUUGGUUUAACUGACAGAGUGGUACGUUCCUAUCGUUGGAGUCAGAGUGCGGCUGCUGGACGACUAGUACCAUUACAUAAAUGGGAAUGUGCUAACCAAAUUGGAUCGAUUAUAUUGAUUAAGGACGUUAAAAAUCGACCAUGUUUACUUGUUUCUCAACCUGGUGUCACUGCAAUGCGUUUUUAUUGUCCCAUAGCUUUUCCAGAAUUAAUUGAAAAAACAAUUGAAUAUGAAAAUGAAAAUGAAUUGCCCAUAGAACUUCUUAAUCCUUCAAUAUCCUCAGUAAUGAUAGGAGAUCUCAAAGUAGAUUUAAAAUGUGAUCAAGAACUGUUUGAUAAAAAUGAUCAUUUAUAUGGAAUUGCUUCUUUGAAUGGUUUGGUUAUGUUGGCGAAAAAAGAGACAAUUUUGUGGAGUAAAAACAUUGAUCAAGAAUUGUUUAUCAUUAGUAAAUUGUCGAUAGCAGACGGUGGCCCUGAUUAUUUAAUAACAUGUUCAUUGAAUGGAGAUACUCUUAUUGUGGAUCAGAAAAGUCAACACGCAACAUUUAAGUUUGGAGAAUCUGUUUCUGCUUUUUGUUGUGGAAUGUAUACAGUAAAACCAAAUACAAAAUCUAUGCCUAGUUUUGUGCUUAUAACUAAUUCACAGAAGGUUUAUAUUUAUUAUGGUUUGAAAUUACCAAAUACAUGUGUCCAGAGUUUAUCAAAAUGUAUUGAAAAUGACAAUCACCUUUCAAAAUUUAUGGAAAAGUAUGAAGGACCAUCAAAAAAAAAAAUUAUUAGAGACUGUCUUUAUAAAUAUAAUCCUAAUAAAAUGUAA